Messenger RNA from Dibothriocephalus latus, 231 nucleotides. Lineage: Eukaryota; Metazoa; Platyhelminthes; Cestoda; Diphyllobothriidea; Diphyllobothriidae. The record is from the annotation of a GenBank genome assembly.
GAGGUGGACAACCUCAGCCCUAGGGAGGUGGAAUUCAGUGGCACUCGACUGGGUCGCUUCUCUGUGGUCGCUGGCCUGCGAAAGGACGACUCGGGUAUUCCGGUGAUCGCGGUCUCACGCCUUAUUAUUGACCAACUGCAGGUGGUUGACGCGACUCGGUACACCUGCCUGGCACAAUUGGAUAUGGCACCGCUGGGUGGCCAUGGCAACUGGACAGACGUAGGCAGGUAG